AUGGAAUCGGCAAGGCCGUCAGCAAGAUCACAGGUAUACUUUUACACCAGUGGCGUUACAGCACCAGAACUUCCCACGCUCUUCUACACUACUAUGCAACCGAAACGAUCCACAAAAGACAUUGAACAGCGGCCUGAUCUUUAUGCCUGUCCGCCUAACAGUGAAUAUGUUACGUAUGCAAACCCAACCGGAAGCGACGGAGUAUACUAUGCAGAAGGCCCAAUGAUGGCCUCAGAAAGCAACUUGAGUAGUAUCUCCAUGGACAGCCAGCAGCGCCGUCAACGGACAAAUCGUAUAGAAGAACCGAGUGGCUACUGGGUCCUGCCCCAUACGAAACAUCACAAAUCAUCCGAGCCGUCCAGCUCUACUCCAACACGCUACGUUACCCCAGGAGGAAGAUACUUGCAUCGCAGACCGAAGAAACACACAGCGGGGGUACAGGUCAGAGGGCCUGACUACAAGGUGUACCCUACCGUCUCACCCGGCGGAGUGGUGGAGGAAAGCGAGGAGAUGCAGCAGUAUUCCAGCCUCUCUCGUAAAAUUGAUCCAAAUAUUUCGGUAUGCCAUGUUCCAACUUGUUUGCAACCCCUUGCAUAUGUUCAUACUUCCUAG
Molecule: messenger RNA, 612 nt
Organism: Dibothriocephalus latus
Lineage: Eukaryota; Metazoa; Platyhelminthes; Cestoda; Diphyllobothriidea; Diphyllobothriidae
Source: the annotation of a GenBank genome assembly